Molecule: messenger RNA, 1190 nt
Organism: Galeopterus variegatus (Sunda flying lemur)
Lineage: Eukaryota; Metazoa; Chordata; Mammalia; Dermoptera; Cynocephalidae
Gene: TTC3
Product: tetratricopeptide repeat domain 3
Exons: 13
Coding region: 93-1190 (365 amino acids)
Biological process (GO): ubiquitin-dependent protein catabolic process
Molecular function (GO): ubiquitin-protein transferase activity; protein binding
Source: RefSeq, a predicted model, not a curated record
AUCACAUAACUAAAGUUGUUACAGAAAACUGCAAUUUCCUUGAAGAAUUUAAAACCCCAAAUUGUGCGGAGUGUAUAGAGCAAGGAGAACUAAUGAAAAUGAAAGGAAAUGAAGAGUUUUCCAAAGAAAGAUUUGAUAUAGCUAUUAUCUAUUACACCAGAGCCAUUGAAUAUAGACCUGAAAACCACCUUCUUUAUGGUAAUCGAGCUCUUUGUUUUCUUCGUACUGGACAGUUCAGAAAUGCACUUGGUGAUGGAAAGAGAGCCACUAUUUUGAAGAACACUUGGCCAAAGGGUCAUUAUCGUUAUUGUGAUGCUCUUUCUAUGCUGGGGGAAUAUGACUGGGCCCUGCAAGCAAACAUAAAAGCUCAAAAACUCUGUAAAAAUGACCCUGAGGGAAUCAAGGAUCUAAUUCAGCAGCAUGUAAAGUUACAAAAACAAAUAGAAGACCUACAAGGGCGAACACCAAAUAAGAAUCCAAUUAAAGCCUUUUAUGAAAGCAGGGCCUACAUACCUAGGAGUUUAUCAGCACCUACGUUUAUCACUUCACUUAACUUUGUGGAGACAGAAAGAGAUUUUAGAAAAACUAACCACGAAAUGGCAAACGGUGGUAAUCAGAAUAUAAAGGUGGUAGAUGAGGCUUUGAAGGUAGAUGAUUGUGACUGUCAUCCUGAAUUUGUACCACCAUCAAGUCAGCCUCCAAAACAUAAAGGAAAACAAAAAUCUCGAAACAAUGAAUCAGAGAAGUUCAGUUCUAGUUCUCAAUUGACUUUACCAGUAGAUUUGAAAAACAUCUUGGAGAAACAGUUUUCUAAAUCUUCCAGAGCUGCACACCAGGAUUUUGCUAAUAUAAUGAAAAUGCUGAGAAGCUUAAUUCAAGAUGGUUACACAGCCUUGUUGGAGCAGCGUUGCCGCAGUGCAGCACAGGCCUUUACAGAGUUGCUGAAUGGUUUAGAUCCUCAAAAAAUAAAGCAAUUGAACUUGGCCAUGAUUAACUAUGUCUUAGUAGUCUACGGACUUGCCAUUUCUCUUCUUGGAAUAGGACAGCCUGAGGAAUUAUCUGAAGCUGAAAACCAGUUUAAGAGGAUUAUUGAACACUACCCCAAUGAGGGACUUGAUUGCUUGGCCUACUGUGGAAUUGGAAAAGUAUAUUUGAAAAAAAACAGGUUAGUAGAAACAACACUACUUUAA